CGCGCCCCUCCCCGCGCCCCGCCCCGCCGCGGUGCGGCCGGUGCUGGGCGAGGCCGGAGAAAGUCCAUGUGAGCCGGAGCGCGGGGACGCCUGCACUUCCUGCCGCCGCAGGCCGGACCGGGCCGGGCGCCCGCAGAUGUGUCCCGCUUGGGCCGCCCCGUGCUGAGAGUCCGAGGCGUGCCCGCUCGCACCCACCCGCCAUGUCCCAGAUGCUGCACAUCGAGAUCCCCAACUUCGGGAACACUGUGCUCGGCUGCCUCAACGAGCAGCGUCUGCUGGGCCUGUACUGUGAUGUGUCCAUCGUGGUCAAGGGCCAGGCCUUCAAGGCCCACCGGGCUGUCCUGGCCGCCAGCAGCCUCUACUUCCGCGACCUGUUCAGCGGCAAUAGCAAGAGCGCCUUCGAGCUGCCGGGCACGGUACCGCCCGCCUGCUUCCAGCAGAUCCUGUCCUUCUGUUAUACGGGCAGGCUGACCAUGGCGGCCAGCGAGCAGCUCGUGGUCAUGUACACGGCCGGCUUCCUGCAGAUCCAGCACAUCGUGGAGCGUGGCACGGACCUCAUGUUCAAGGUCAGCUCGCCCCACUGCGACUCACAGACCGCCGUGAUCGAGGAUGCCAGCCCCGAGCCCCAAAGCCCCUGCACCCAGCUGCAGCCAGCCGCCGCGCCCCCUUAUGUGUCCCCCUCUGUGCCCAUCCCGCUGCUGACCCGAGUGAAGCACGAGGCCGUGGAGCUGCCACCCGCUGCCGGCCUGGGCCUGGCCCCCAAGCGCCCACUAGAGACGGGGCCCCGGGAUGGCGCCACUGUGCUGGCGGGUGCUGGGGCGGUGGCGGGCGCGGCCCCUCUCAAGCUGCCCCGGGUCUCCUACUACGGGGUGCCCAGUCUGGCCGCCCUCAUCCCCAGCACCCAGCCGGUGCCCUACUCCCAGGGGGAGCGGACCAGUCCGGGGGCCAGCAGCCUGCCCACCACCGACAGCCCGACCUCCUACCACAACGAGGAGGAUGAGGAGGAUGAUGAGGCCUACGACACCAUGGUGGAGGAGCAGUACGGCCAGAUGUACAUCAAGGCCACCGGCAGCUACGCAGUGCAAGAGAAACCAGAGCCAGUGCCGCUGGAGAGCCGCUCCUGCGUCCUCAUCCGCCGCGACCUUGUGGCCCUGCCUGCCAGCCUCAUCAGCCAGAUCGGGUACCGCUGUCACCCCAAGCUCUACUCUGAGGGGGACCCUGGUGAGAAGCUGGAGCUGGUGGCAGGCUCCGGGGUGUACAUCACGCGGGGCCAGCUGAUGAACUGCCACCUGUGCGCGGGGGUGAAGCACAAGGUCCUGCUGCGGCGCCUCCUCGCCACCUUCUUCGACAGGAACACGCUGGCCAACAGCUGUGGCACAGGCAUCCGCUCAUCCACCAGUGACCCGAGCCGCAAGCCGCUGGACAGCCGAGUCCUGAAUGCUGUGAAAUUAUACUGCCAGAACUUCGCCCCCAGCUUCAAGGAGAGCGAGAUGAAUGUGAUCGCCGCGGACAUGUGCACCAACGCCCGCCGCGUGCGGAAGCGCUGGCUGCCCAAGAUCAAGUCCAUGCUGCCUGAGGGCGUGGAGAUGUACCGCACGGUCAUGGGCUCCGCGGCCGCCAGCGUGUCCCUGGACCCUGACUUCCCGCCCGCCGCGGCACAGGUAUUCGAGCAGCGCAUCUACGCCGAGCGGCGGGGCGACGCCGCCACCGUCGUGGCUCUGAGGACUGACACCGUGAACGUCGACCUGAGCGCCACCGGGGCUGCCUUCGAAGCCGGCGAGGAGGCAGACGGGGCCGGCUCGGUCAUCCAGGAGGUGGCCGCGCCCGAGCCACUGCCCGCCGAUGGCCAGAGCCCCCCGCGGCCCUUUGAGCAGGGCGGCGCCGGCUCCAGCCGGCCACAGACGCCGGCCACGGCACGAAGACCGGAGGGCGCAUAUGCCGGGGCCUUGUAGAGCGGAGCCGCGGGCCGUGCUAGAGCAGCUUGCAUGCGUUACUAACACAGACAAAUGUGAUCGAGCCACUUACCUACCGAACUGCUGCUGUUGCCUGAAAAAAAUGUGAUUUUUAUCCUGCUUGUAUUUAAAACUUAUGAAGGAAACAAAUGCAUCCAUUCUACUGUAAACGAUCAGGCCACUGGCCACUAGUUGCAAGGCGGGUCCCAGGGCUGCUCCUCAUACCCGAGAGGCUAGUCUCCGAGCCGCAGCCUUCCCGCCCCCUGGGGAGCAGGCCAGAGCCCUGGCACCCAGCCCCGCCUGCCCUGCCCCCCCAGGCCGGGGGGAGCCCGGGUCCUGUGUGGGGCGCGGGCUCCCACCCAUGGGCCCUGGACGCCCCUCUCGGAGAGCGAGCUGGGCUGGGCCCCCGGGGCACCGUCUCCUUGUUUUUCCCUCCUCGGGAGCCCCGGGGUCAGGCCUGCCAGCCCGCUGCGGGCAGGGGUGAGUGUGAGAGCGGGAGCCGGCAUGUGGGGGAGCAGCGGAACGGCACGGCGACAGGCCUCGCUUGACUUGGGGGGUGUUACCGACUCAUCUGCUGCCCCACCCAGCUGGUGGGUCUGCCCAUCCCUGAGGCCCCCCAGCCCCGUGGUGCGCCUGGACCCCAGGGGUUCGGCUACCCCCUGAGCGCCCUCUGGCCCCCUCCUGGCCCCGCCGUCCUGUGUGGGUGGCUGCCGCCCUGGCACAGCCCGCAGCCACAUUGGGAUUACGUUUGUUGAUUUCUGUCUUCAGAUUUAUUUCAUAUAUAAUGUGGAAACUUUCAGACCCAAAAGAGCAAAAAGUUAAGGAGGACUGAGUGUCCCCCUGACCCCGGGCCACAUCGCACUCCCCUCCUGUGGGAAGUAGGGGUCCCAGGGAAGUGCCGCCAGGCUGUGUGAUGGAGGCACGGGCGCCCGGCUGGGUGGGGCCAGACGGCCUGGAGCAGGGUCCCCUCGGUGUUGGGCUCCUCCUGGUGGUGCUCCAUGCCCUGCGGUGCACACGCCUGGGGGUGGGGUGGGGGGAAAGGCCUGUUUGCAGGAGGCACCAGGGGCAGCAGUGUGGAGGCUGUAAAUUGGGAGGCAGUAAGGAAGGCCUGUAGAGGUCGGUCGUCUGAGGCUAGAAUGUUCACAUGCUGUUCGUGGGGUGGGCACAGGUUGUGUGAGAUGCCUUAGUCCAGGGGCUGCCUUCUUCCUGGGUCCCAGGAGCCCCCAGGCAUGGCUGAAGACACGCCCUCCUUCCCAGGCUUGAAGGGGCUGUAGCUUCCUCCUCUGGGCCAGCACUCUGGCCCCAGCCCGGGUGUGCACAGGACCCUCAAAGCUGGGCCUCCUACAGCUGCAGGACCGCCUGUGGGGUCCCAGCAGGGCACAGCCUGGAGAGGGGCAGGGGGCUUAGGUCCUCGCUUUGGGUCCUCAUUCCUGCUGUCCGCCACCCUCCCUUGUGUGGAGGGCCUUGGGGUAGACCUCGAGCCAUGUGGAGGUGGGGUCCCCUUCCCAGCCCGGAUUCAGCCCUCCAGGCCCCCCUCCUGCCAGGCCAAACAUGUACCUGCCCUCCAGAAAGAUCUGAUGCCUUCUGAAAAGGGGCGGGGGACCUCAGGUGGGCCCAUGGAGCUGACCUCAGCCCCUCUACCACCUGCCCUGCCCAAGUGCAGGGAGGUCCGAGCCCUGUGCUGCGGGCCUGAAUGGGCUUCUUGCCAGUCACCAGCCUGGAGGCAGGUCCCUCUGCCCUUGCGUCUGGCCCUGCCGGUGGGGUGUGAGUGCCCUGUGCUGGGGCCCAUGGCCACUUGGGCCCAGGACCACAUCCUCCCCUGGAGUCCUCAGGUGGCCACAGGUGGCAGAGGGGGUGGUGGGUGAGGUUGACCGCCACCCAUCUCUCUGCAGGUCCCCUUUGCCCCCCACCCAAAUUUGCACUUUAAUUUGACCACCCUGGGGAGCGGCCACCCACUCUCCCUCUCUUCACUCCAAAGUGGGCCCAGCCCCUCCCUGAGGCCAGGACGGGGUUGGGGAUCUGGCCCAGUGGGGGUGGGGGCGGUGGCCACACAGAGAGGGCCUGACCGCCGCUCGGGCCAGCACAAUAUCCCGUGACCUCUGUCCCUUAACUGUUUGUUUUGUUGUACUGGGUAAGGAAGGUAAGCUGUGGGUGUAACUAGUAACAAUUAAAUGUGAAUGGGUUCUGAGCUCUCCCUGUGCCCGGCGGGCCAGGCCGAGCGUUUUGCACUACUGUGUCCCGCGGGGGCGUGGUCGGGGCGCUGACAGUGGCCGUGGCCGAUGACUGUGCCUGCCGGGCGCCCUCUGCGCACCGGGCCUGGGCUCAGAGGGCCUUCCAGAGUGCCUUACCAUCCUUUGAUCAUUUUUCCCUAGGAAAACCGAUUUAAAGAACCGGACCCUCCCCUCCUCUGUUUACAAGAUGACUAAUUCCUGUCCUGUGAGCGUGAUCCUGACUCACCCAGACCCUGUAGACCGAGAGACAAGCCACUCAGUAUUUAUGAGAUGUCUGCACCUUUACUCCUAAGCUUGACUAGUAGCAAUAUGCAUAUACUACAUAGAGUCUAUUAUAGAGCUAAGUUAUAGCAGCACCUUGUCAAGGAGGAGACGAGGGACCCAGCCCCGCUGGUGCUGGGCGGUGGCCUGGGACCCAGCAGCCCUCCCCAGCGGACGCGAUUUGCCGCAGAAGGCAGCUGGGACAGUGCAAAAGGUCCAGAGGAAGGGCCGGGAGGGUGACAGAUACUGUGAGCUUGCGGGGCCCGCCUGGCCGGCGUGCCUUGGUACUUGAAUUCUGACUGUUUGCUGCACUGUGUCUGGUUCGUCCAGAGUUCUCUGUGGUUGCUUGACUUUGUGUUUGGUUCAGUGUCUUACCUGGCCCCAGGGGUGGACGCAGCUGUGAACAGCGGCAGGGGAGGCACAGUGGAGUGUGCAGCCUGCAGCCCUGCCCGCGCCGUGGUGCUGGGCGCUGGACUGCGGCUCUGGGACCUGGGCCCGUUUCUCCUUCCAGAAAACUCUCUGUCUCUAGAGCCGGGAGGAAGGCUGAGGUGUGGCCCGGGAGGGGCCUGCCCCAUGCUCUGUGGGCACUCUGGUGUGCCUGGCCCUGCCCUGUCCCCAUUUAAUGGCUGGAGCUUUGUAGCACACGCCCACUCCAGCCCCAGCGGAUUACUGCUUAGAUUCCCCUAGAUGGGUUAUUUUUAUGGAAAUAUCUUGAUGCAAGUGGAAAAAGGCCUAUGGCCCAUUAACCAACUGAAAACUCAGAGAAAACCUCUGUUUACCUCUGCCAGCAGUAAACCCUAAAUGCAGAACGGAGAGUUCACAGCUGUCUUGAGCUUUAACUACUGUUUCGGAGUGUUGCUUUUCCACAAAUCCAUCAUCAUGUCAGCCAGCCAGCUCUGAGCGUGCCACCCGCCUGCGGCCGGAGACCAUUAGGGCUGGGAACAAGAUGUUUCUAACAUGGCAAAGGUUUUGGGGUUUUGUUUGUUUGUUUUGUGUCUUUGAAAAAAAGGAGAAUUAUGCAGAAUCUAAAGCAUUCAGAUUGGACAACCUGCUUGAAUUCUGAUCAGUUGCUUCAUUGUUAGCAUUUUGCACACGAUCGUAAUUUUUAUGUCAAAAGAAGCCAAAACUUGCAAUACUAUUUUUAGCAGACAACAACAAAAAGAACUAAAUAUAAAAUCUAUAAAUAUUUUUGACUUGAACGUUUGGAUGGUAACAGGCGGACCGUUCCUCCUUUGGGUGGAAUGCUUGUAGAAGAGCUGCAGAGGGAGCCGGCGGCCGGAGUCUAGCGAGGGGCUAAGCGGCACUGCUGGUCACGACUGUUAAAUAAACAUGUAACCUGCGCUGUCCCCGUGCUGUACAGAGGACACUUGUUUCAUGGUACCACUGUUCCCUGCAGGCCCAGAAGAUGCUGUAGCAUUUUUUUUUCCCCCCGAAGGAGGAAUUCUUUGUUCUUCCGGGUCCUCACUCCCUUGGUGCCACAAUGGCAGAGUCAAGACCGUUGCUUUCUAGCCAAGGCUGACGCUGUAUCAAUAACUCGACCUACAGAGGCAUCCACCCGCGAGCAGGAAGCGGGCUCCUAGCCUGCUCAGAGCCGAUUCAUAAGGUGGAAAUCCGUUUCGAACAAACAGGAUGUGAUCGUUAAUUGUAAAGCGCUUUGUAAAAUUCACAUUUACAGAAUAAUAAAGUCAGUUCAAACCCAA
Manis pentadactyla (Chinese pangolin) is the source of this 6144-nucleotide messenger RNA. It is a transcript of the gene NACC2, whose product is annotated as NACC family member 2. Gene Ontology annotation, molecular function: RNA polymerase II cis-regulatory region sequence-specific DNA binding; DNA-binding transcription factor activity, RNA polymerase II-specific; protein binding. NCBI's taxonomy places the organism in Eukaryota, Metazoa, Chordata, Mammalia, Pholidota, Manidae. The record is from RefSeq and is a predicted model, not a curated record. Gene Ontology annotation, biological process: regulation of transcription by RNA polymerase II. The coding region runs from base 201 to 1952 and encodes 583 amino acids. The transcript is spliced from 6 exons.